GCAAACAAGAGAGCAGACUCUUGAGAUGUUUAACUUGCCACCCUUUGUGAACAUUCUUGUGCGCUCCCCCACUUCACUUCAAAAACUGCACCUCUUCUGAGAGUUUCAUCUUUUGCACGCUUUAUCGUUUACAGUUUUCCCUAAGCCUGCAUUGUUGUUUUUUUCCCUGUUUAAAAUGAAUCGGUCCUGUUUGGUUUGUCUGGUUCUUGUCUCACUGGUUGGGCACUGUCCAGUGAUUUACAGCAGCCCGGUGAUCAGGACUACAGAUAUGGGCUCGCAAGUUGAAGUGGACUGUCCUGCCAGCUGUGCGUUAGCUUUUCCUAACGGUACAUCGACCAUUAAGGACAUUGUGGAUCAGGACGGGCGAAACAUGAGUACAAGAGAGCUGAAUCCUAAAUUUUUUGAAGCCACACGGGCAGGCCAUGCCAUCCAGCACUACAUCAACACGGUCCGCGGCUCACCAUUCAGGAUGUACAUGGUGACUCAAGUCCAAAAGGCAAGGACGGAGGACAUGGGGGAAUCAGGGAUGAAGUACAUCCUUGAAAUCUCUGUGAAGGAAUCAGUCAGUGAGAGUUCAGAGAGCCGCUGCUCGGCGGAGGUGCUUUACCCUAGAGGAGAGACCCAGCAUCCACCUCAAGUCCAGUACUCCUGUGAUGAGCUACCUGAAUUCGACACAUCUGAAAAGGAGCAGGCCUUCUACCAGAAAUACAGUGACAUGAGUAAUGCUGUGGCUGCAAACUACAUACCAGACAGCCAUGGUAACAUGGAGCCCGAAAUGGUGCCGUUCUGGCACUUAGGAUGGUUGGCUGCCAGCUUUGUCAUGCUUAGGGAGUCCAAUGAAAACACAAAGUACAACAUGGCCCAAGUGUCCAAGAUCAAACAGCUGGAGAAUGAAGGUGACCAGCUAAAAUUUGAGUAUGAAGUUCUCCUUCAUGAAUUCAUUUCCCAGGAGAUUAUUCGUUGGAAGCUGUUAAUCACCUGGUCUCCAGAAAAGAGUGUACAAGUGGUAGAAACUGAACUGCUGCCACGAUGCCGCUGCAACUGAAAACCCCUCGAGCUUUGAUUGAUGCGUUUUUCUCCCAAUCACAAUUUAUAAUCGGUAUCCACUUAUACAGUCAUUUGCUUCUUGGAAUGGUUGCCACAUUUUAUAUACGGCUAUAACUGUAUUGAAGCUUUCAGUAAAUAAACGAGCAGCUACUGUACAACAAA
Clarias gariepinus (North African catfish) is the source of this 1209-nucleotide messenger RNA. RefSeq names its product latexin (gene lxn). The transcript is spliced from 7 exons. NCBI's taxonomy places the organism in Eukaryota, Metazoa, Chordata, Actinopteri, Siluriformes, Clariidae. The record is from RefSeq and is a predicted model, not a curated record. Bases 176 to 1045 code for a protein of 289 amino acids. Gene Ontology annotation, molecular function: metalloendopeptidase inhibitor activity.